Messenger RNA from Xiphias gladius (swordfish), 7910 nucleotides. RefSeq names its product leukocyte receptor cluster (LRC) member 8 (gene leng8). The record is from RefSeq and is a predicted model, not a curated record. Gene Ontology annotation, cellular component: nucleus. NCBI's taxonomy places the organism in Eukaryota, Metazoa, Chordata, Actinopteri, Istiophoriformes, Xiphiidae. The transcript has 15 exons. The coding region runs from base 339 to 2867 and encodes 842 amino acids.
GCCAGUUCAAUUUAUCUGCCAUUUUGUAUCUGCACAGUCUGGUUAGACGAAGUCAAGUCGUUAACGAAGAAGGAGGCAAAUAUGCUAACGUGCACUUUAUUUUUAACGAGUGCCUAUGAUUAAAGUACAUUACCGUUUGAUUUGUUAGGAUAGGUAGCGUGAUUUUAAGUCGUCUGGCUGCCCUUAUUGUAGUCAGACGCUUGACAUCGUGUUGGACUUCAUCUUGUUUACCUUUGGCUGUAGCAAGAGAGCUAACGCUAGCGACGUUAGCCCACUUAGUCGCUAGCCUGCUCAGUCCAAGCGUUAGCUCUCUAACGCUAACUCAAAUCUGUGGCGAAAUGGCGGCCAACACGACACAAGCAACCCCAGCAACUAACUGGUCCUAUGGUGCUGCUGCAGAUGGCCAGGUUCAUGAAAACCCAGAAUGGGAGAAAGCAAGACAAGCACUGGCAUCCAUUAACAAGAGUCAGAGCUCUGCUAAGACUACACAAGCCAACCGGACCACAGCAGAGGCCGGUCAGUUCCAGCCAGCAGUGACGGACUCUGCUGCCAUUCAGCAGCAACAGCAGUACUAUCCGUGGUACCAGCAAACCCAGCAGCACUAUCCUGGAUACACAUACCCCUAUAACUAUUACUACCCCAUGGGUCCAUAUGGAGCGGCAUAUCCACCAAAUCAGUAUGGUGUACCCCCAGGGCCUUACCAAGGAACUCCACCCUCCAAUGGCCAGCCUCCUCCAGUGCCUGGAAUGGAAGACCAGUCCCCCAGCUACCCCUCUCAACCACAACCUCCUCCUCCUGCUACUCCCCAGCCAUCCCAGAGCCCAACCACCUCAGAGAACCCCCCUCCUCCUCCACCCCCACCCAUCCCUCCCCCACCCAACUCCCAGUACCCCCCUCCUCCAUCACAAAAUCCUUACAGUGCCAACAAUUCCAUGCCAUACCCACCUGGUGACCCCAACCAAAUGCAAGUCUACAAUCAUUCCCAGGGAAGGCCUGACUAUGGCCAGGGCUUCCAGGGCCAGAACACCUAUCAGCCCCCUCAGAAUACCUCCCAGCAGCCAGGCCAGUAUGUACCAGGGUUAGGCAGAGGAGAAGCCAACAAAAACAAAAACCAAAAACAAGGACAACAACUGUGGCACCGCAUGAAACAGGCACCUGGGACAGCUGCUGUGAAGUUCAACAUUCCCAAGAGGCCCUAUCAGGUUCAAUGUUCUCCAGUUUCCAAUCAGGCUUUCCCUCCAGGUGAACAGCCCUCAGGAUUGAAUCCAUCUCCGUCCUCCCCAGCUACUGCCAGCGCUGCACCUGGAGGUGGUCAGACACGACCCCAGGACUGGCCCCAAGCCAUGAAGGAAUACGUGCAGCGCUGUUUUACAGCCUGUGAGACUGAGGAAGACAAAGAUCGCACAGAGAAGGUGCUAAAGGAAGUCCUGCAGGACCGGUUAAAGGAUGGCUCUGCUUACACAAUUGACUGGACUCGUGAGCCACUGCCAGAACUAAAGGUCAAACAGUCUCGCUGGGAAGCUGUCCCACCCCAGAGGACAUCAGAUAGCUCAAUUAGCCGUGGUGGAAGUACAGUGGCUGCAGCUUCAAGAGGCAGGGGUGGUGGACACAGAUUGGGCCACUACAGGAAUAUAUUUUCUCAAAGGAGUCCAUCCUCUAGUUCCUCCCGUUCCUCCUCUCGCUCGCCAUCUCCCUCCCAUGGCCGACACAGGGACCGCAGCAACCAAAGGCACAGGCGGAGUGAUUCUGGCUCACAGUCAGACAGCAGCAUCUCCAGUGACCUCCGACCUCAGCUGUCAAGACGAAACCAGAAAGGAGCACGUGGUCGUGGUAAUGACAGGGAUAGAGGACGAGGAGGUGGAGAGAGAGGAAGAGGAAGAGGCGGAAAAGCCAACAGAGGAAGACGAAACAUGGAAGAGUCAGGUGUUGGAAAGAAGAGGAAAGGUGGAAGUGCUGGUCUGGAUUUCCAUGACCCCAACAGAGAAGCCAAGAAGCAAAGCAGAGCAGCUCGUUUCCACAAGCAGCUGCGUUCAGAACCUCUGAUUCUCUCCAUCAAUGCCUUGGACCUACCUGAUGGAACACAAGAGGGCCUCAGCUGGGAGGACUGCCCCAUUGUGGGAACAUGUCAGGACAUCACCAAGUCCUAUCUGAGGCUCACCUGUGCCCCUGACCCCUCCACUGUGCGCCCUGUGCAUGUGCUAAGAAAAUCUCUGCUGGCUGUGAAAGCCCACUGGAAAACCAACCAGGAUUAUGCCUAUGCCUGUGAACAGAUGAAAUCCAUACGACAAGACCUCACGGUCCAAGGAGUUCGAACCGACUUCACAGUGGAAGUGUACGAGUGUCAUGCUCGCAUUGCUCUCGAAAAGGGAGACCAUGAAGAGUUCAAUCAGUGCCAGACGCAGCUGAAGGCCCUGUAUAAGGACAAUCCCUCAGAGAACAUUGGAGAGUUUACAGCAUAUAGAUUGCUGUAUUAUAUCUUCACUAAAAACUCUGGAGAUCUGACCACUGAGUUGGUAUACUUGACCCCAGCGCUGCGGGCAGAUGAGUGUGUGGCUCAUGCCCUUGCACUCCGUGCUGCCUGGGCUUUAGGAAACUAUCGCCGAUUCUUUAAGCUCUACCUUGAAGCCCCACGCAUGGCUUCAUACCUCAUUGACAAGUUUGUAGAGAGGGAGAGAAAGGUUGCGCUGCGGGCCAUAGUCAAAACAUUCCGGCCUGACUUGCCGGUGCAGUAUGUGCAGUCCACUCUGGGCUUCCCUUGUUUAGACUCCUGUAUGGCCUUUCUUACUGGGCUAGGUGUCACCUUUGCCCCCUCUGACCCCAAAAAGAUAGACUGCAAAACCAGCACAGCCUCUUUGGCUGCCUCCUGAGUAGACGGGGGGUAGCACAAUGAAGGGAGACGCUAAGGGACCUUCAUGGAUCCUUACAUAUUCAAUGCACUGCACUUCAGACACUUCAGCCAGUUCAGAUAGAGUAGUGGCAGACUAACACCUGUAUAAGACCCACAGAGAAAGAUACAUGCUAACAUACUCUGCUGCAACACCUAGAUUUCAGAAUGCAGAUGUAGUUAUCUGACACUCAGAUAAGAACAGUUUUAAACAUAAGGGAGAAUGUCUGCAUACACUGUCACCCAACUAUUGUAAGUUAGCCUAAUGCCCAAGUUAUCUCACCACAUUUAUGAUGUCAGAAAAGUGAGUGAACAGUUAAGAUUUGGGAUUAUCAUGUAGUUUCAGCACUUACAGGCCAAGAAGUCGCAGAACCAGAUCAGGGAGGCGCUCCCCAUCAUGGUUCCUGUACCUUUACCACCGUCAGAUGUCAAAGCUAACAGUGUUCUGUUAUGUUUUUUCCUCCCUCAAGUCAACAGCUCCAAGACCUGAAGAUCCAAGCCUUGUCAAUCAAAAGGGAAACGCAAACAGCUCUUCUUCAAGUCACUUAUCCAGCUCUCUGCUGUUUGAAGUAAAGCCUACGGAAUCAGUGCAACUUCACAUUUUCCUCUUAGAGACUGAGACGACACAGUGAGAAGAUGCCCGCAGUCUGUCUCAAAGAGGAGGUGGUGGUUUGUAUGUCCUGCCCUGCAUCCUGUUUCCUCUAUGUAUCUACAGCUGGCUGUUCAUUCUCUUCCUUGUCCCCAACCCUAAGGCGAGUGAAAGCAAUGGACUGAAGUCUGAAGUCUUGUUCCUGAUUUAAUUAAGUAGUAUUCAUCUGUUGGUCUUAGUUAUGGAGUUGUUGGCCAGCAUUGGGAAGAAGUUUCAAUCUGAUGAGCACUGACUUUGUGUUUGAUGAAGGAUACAGGCAAGUGUUCUUCACCAAGGUUAUAUCCUCACUCCUCCAUAUCCUGGAAGCCUAGCUCCAUCUCUAGAAUCAAAGCAGCCAGAGGCAGAGAGGAAAUCUGCUUCCAUCAUCCUCAGGUAGAAGUUCCUGCCAGCACCUGGAAACCAGCACACCAUGGUCAACACAGCAAAGUGCAGUAAUGAUGACCGUCUUAACUUCACCAGCUGUUAUUCAAAAGAAACAGGCAGCUAAGCUGCCAUCUUCAAGUACAGCUGAAGGUCAAAUUUUGUGUGGUGGAGCAUCGAGGGAAACAUGCUGCUUAUUCACAAAGGAAUAUCAACGAGUGGUUUGUAUGCUACACCUGGCUCUGGUGUUUGCAAGGCUGGUAAGAGAAAGGGACUUCUCUGGAAGGAGGUGGAUGACGGCACAACAGAGAUGUUUCCUCACAUUUCUUCUGUGUUUAAUGCUUUAUGUCUUGGGUUUUUUGGACAGCAGUAUUGGCCUUUCUCUUGACAAAAGGAAAAAGAAUUAUGGAGCUGCAAUCAGUUUAACGAAAAUUUACAGGUUGAUAUUGGAAGAAUUAAUUAAGCAUCAUAACAAAUUUGACAAAAUGCUAAAAGACGGAGUCAGUAAGAUCCCAGAAAUUUACUGCACAGAUGCACGCCACUGUUUGAAUGUCAUGAUAAAAGUAUUUAAAUCAAAACUGAUGAAUUUUAAACUGAUGUAGACUAAUUUAAUAAAAAGGGAGAAGCAAGUGGAGUGCAACCUAGUGCUUUUAUGUCCGUCUUUCCAGUAGAUAUUAAAUAAUUUUUCUAAGGUACACAGAACAGUUCCUCUAAGUGGCAGUGGAAUUGUAGCAGUUUGUUCUCUCUCAUGUCAUUCGGCCCAUUUUUCUUUAGGUUUGUACUUUUCAGAACCUAGGAUAAUACUGGCGGUGGUGGUGCACACUAUCUAAGGUGGUGAUAAGGAAGAGAUCUACUACCAUACUUUAAAUAGUAGUAGUUGGACAGCUUGUUACUUUCAGGAAAUGUAACCGUAACCAACAGAACAUUUCACAUUGAUUAUUUUUGUGCUGUUUGCCACCGUAUCCUAUAAUUUGGGUCCUCAUAUAGAAUGAUUGUGCUGAAAUUGAAAACAAAGAUCAACAUUGUUCUUCAUAAUUUGAGGGUUUUUUUUUUUAUUACCAUUUUAUUUUAACAGUAUUAAUUACCAUUGUAGACAUAUUGAGCCUGAGGUAUUUUAUGACUUUGGUGUAACUGACCGGAGCAUGAGUGGAUGCAGGCUUGCUGUACAAUCUGUUUACCUGUUUACAGAGUUUUUCUUUUUGUAAAUAUUGUAUGAUAUUGCUGUGAUUUCAGUUAGUGCAUAGGCUUUUUGUUUUGUUUUGUUUUUUCACACAGGGGUAAGUGUGAAAAUUUUUUUUUUUUCUGGGUUUCACAAAACUCUUAGACUAUAUACGUGAAUAUGUAAACUUAAUUGCAGACAGGUCUGGAUUGGAUUGUGUGCAAUGUCUUCAUCAUUUCAGUGGAUAUAGUGUAGGAGUUGAUAAUUGCCAGUGGUAGUUUUUCCUGUAAACAUUAGUUUAACUCUCAAACCAAAUUUUGGCAAGAUGUCAUGAUCAGAUCCCACCAAUAUGAAACAUUUGGUUUUUAAAUUUGUCCUUUCUUCAGGCAAAAAACACAUGGCCAAAUUUUGUCACAUGCCUGUUUUUGCAGCAAAGAACAAAUCCAUACAGUUGACAAAAUUUGUUUAAACCUAUAUCAUGAAUUUAUUUUUCAAACUGUUAACCAUAAUUUCAGCAAAUGUUUUGUAAUGACAAAUGAUCUCAACAUGUUUUCUUUCUUCCCCCUUCAUCUAUCUGAUCCCCUGUCGUCUUUGCUGUUCCCUCCCCUCACUCCCUAAACCUCUCUCACACACCACCAGACUUCUCAUUCUUCAGCUCGUAGCACUGCUGCAUUGCAGGAGCACACGGAGUGAUAAGUGGGCGAACCUCCUCCAGACGCCAGCCGGAGAGAGUGAAUUGUGAGCAAUCCAAGUCUUGGUUUGACCCACUCAAGUUGAAGCAAUACAGCUGAUAAAAUACAUGGGAGCCUCACAUUGUGAAAUGUAGAAAAUGUGGAUCUACUGCUAAUGUGAUUUGCUGCUAACCCAAAUAUUUAAAAAUGUUUGUCUGUGCAACAUGAUACCUGUUUAGCUUAAAACAAUGUUUGAAUACUGACAGUCACAAUGUGUUGUUUUCUGUUUGUCCAGAUACAUUUACAUUUUUUGAGUCGGUUUGCUGGUAAAAUGUGUCGUCAUUUAGGGUUUUUUUUUUUUUUUUUUCUUUUUCUUUUACCCAAUUUAUUUAUAGUCAGGAAUCAUUUGGCUUGUGUUUGCUUGAUGGACAGACCUGCCUGAGUCAUAGUUGUAUAUUAAAGCCUAGUUUUGAGAGUUUUAUCCCUCAUCAUCUAAAAUGUGUCUGGACAUACAGUACAUAUUGUUACUCUUGAAAUUCACCUACGUUUUUUAAUUUUUCAUAGUAUUUAGGCAACGAUUCUUAUUUGGCAAGUGCUGGUACGUGCUCCCAUGCUAAGAAUUACCUUUUGGUUUCUUUAUAUGUGAUGAGCUUGUUGACUGAUAAUUGUUUGUUGCCUUAGGCUUGUGUAAAUGUCAACUUUUUACACAGGGUUAAAGUGUGUGCAUCUGUUGUCUCAGUUUGAAACAGGCCAGGAUGUUUGCUUUAUUAUUAUAAUUAUUAUUUUUCUUUUUUAGUAGAAAAUUCACCCCAGAUUAUCUAACAAUACAUGUUCAUUUCGAUUUUUUUUUUUUUUUUUUUUUUGUCUGAUGCCUUAGUCAUGUUUUCAGUAUUUUUUGCUCCCAUGUUACUGUAUAUCUCCAUUAGUCUUUGUAACUCCUUCCUUGAUAAUUGACACUGGCCGAACUCCCAUGUCCCUCACUUCAGCUGUGUUCAUUUCCUACCAUUUCCCUUUUAACCCGUCUUCUUCAUGUGAGCUUAUCUUGUCUCUGUUCUCACUUUCUCCCAGUCUCUCUCCCUCUCUCCCUGCAUGCUGUCAUCUUCCCUCUCCUGCUCUCUCCUACAAAUCUCUAACCAGUAUUUGUUCUUUUCUCAUUCUUAUCUUUUCCUUAAAUGUUGAAUAUGUUUGUGACCGUUUGCCGUGUGCAACUAGUCACUCACUAGUAAGUAUUGUAUUGCGUCCGCAAUGCUUUAAUAGUUUAUGUUGCAGCUCACUAACAACUGAAGCAGAAGGUUUAUCUGCAAUGUCGCCUCCCUGUCCCUCAUUUCCCCAUGCCUCUACAGAUCUGAUAUGAUAAACUGCCAUAUUGUAAAUAUUCUGUACAUAUUAUCUUUUGGGGAAAAAAAUCUAAUAAAAUUCAAGUAUAAAGGGCAGAGUGUGAUUGUUAAAUCCUAUGAUUCACCUAUUUAAAGGUAAAUGGAUAAAACAAGAAGAACAAGAAUUGGAGACAUUAAAAAGGAUAGGUCACAGAAUUCAGGAGUCACGUUUUGCGCAGACAGUUUAUUGUGAAAUGUCAUAAAUGUGGAGUGAGAGGCACCUGUGACACCAUAAGACUAGAAAUAAGACAUCAGCUUGGUUACUUGGCACAAUAUAGACAUUUCCUGCCAAAUUUUCCUUUUUACAGCCACAUUUGAGGUAAAGAGGGCGUCAAAGUCACUGAAUGGAGUAGUUGAAUAAGUUAGUGUUUAAUGUCAGAAGGAAAAACAUUUAGAAAAGCUGAAAUUAGAGGGAAAGGGUAGAAAACAAACUAAACAAGAAAUUCAUAAAAUAUAAAACUACAUGCAAUCAGUAAAAAGAAUGAAACACUUUCGCUCAUGCAGUUUAGUUUUAAAGGGAAAGAGAAGUUAGAAAUUUUUUACAGAAAGUUCCUUGAAAGUGAAAAGGAAUCAAACUAAGAUGUUUCCUCAUCAACCAGUAACGAAAACCUCUACCUGUGCCUCAAAAUUCAGUAAAGUGUUACAAUUUAAUUUGAUAUAUAUAUAUAGAUAUUGCUUAUAAAGCCCCAUAGAAUAACAUUAGCUGCAAAAGGCAAACAUUUAUUUUCCCCUUAAAUCAAACUGCAAGAUUGCAAGUUCCGCAAAAGACCAUGGCAUCUUGUGUAUGACAUUACACCCUUAAGGUGAAAUA